Molecule: messenger RNA, 3695 nt
Organism: Linum trigynum
Lineage: Eukaryota; Viridiplantae; Streptophyta; Magnoliopsida; Malpighiales; Linaceae
Source: the annotation of a GenBank genome assembly
CCUAUUUUGUAUUGUAUAUAUCAUUUGCAGGGGUCGUGUCCAGCUUGUAGGCAGGAUUUCAUGGGUAUCAAGAACCGGGCAAUCCGCUGUGCAGGGUGUGGUAACAUUGUGUGGUACCCUGAAGACGACGUAUUUUCAAGAGGCGGAGGUGCCGGUGGUAAGAAAGGAACAAAACCUUCAAAGUCAGAUCCUAAUGUAAUCGACGUGGAAUUUGAAGAGAAAUAAUGUGGCGUCGUGGGGAUGGUGAUCUGAAUAACAUAAGGAUAUUUCAAGCCUUUUCCAGGUACUGUGAACUCUUAGACACACCAGAAGGAUGGAAAUUAGAAUUGUUGUAGGGAUCGGAAGCGGAAAAGAGGAAAGGGAAUUAUAGCUUCUCCAGUUUUGCAUUUGUCUGUGGUUCUAUAUAUUUGUAUUUCAGCCUGACUGCAGGAGCAUGUCAAUUGGAAUAGUUUUAAGGGAGUCUCAGUAUAAGAAGAAAAAUGCUUUGUACAGAACGCAGCCUAUUCGUAUUAUUAUUUUUUUCCAUGUAAUAGUACAGCAGUUGCUACAGGAGCUAUAAAUAAUUUCAUGUGUUCAAGGGGUGAAAAUUGGAGGUGAUAGCAAGGAUUUCAAUAAGUUUUACUUCCUCGAGUUAUGUACGACAUUUUCCGCUUUUUAUUGCCCCGUCUUUAAAUCUCCUCUUUAAUCAACCCUGAUAUGAGUCUAAGCCCCGUGAAAGUCUAGGUUCUUGUGAUCAAAGGCACGCAGUAAUAACUAAAUGUUGGAUAGCUCGAAUUGAGCUUCAAAGUUCAAACUAGCAUAAAAUUAUAGGAAUACGUGGAGAAACCAAUCAAACAACCUUGCACCGGGAAGGAGGGUUAAUUGGUAUUGAUAGAUACUUGCCGCAAUCUAGUAUGAUUGCUUGAUUGAAAGAGUCUUACAAAACCUAUUUUGGAAUCUUCAAUAGAAUGGUUUAAAUAAGAAUCUUCAAUAACUAUGGAAUCCACCAAUAGCUAAGACAAUUAAUCAUAAGCACGCACGCACGAUCCAUUGGAAAAACACCAUGGUGUAAAAUUGGUAUUCAGCAAAGUAUGAUCGUAACUCACGGUUUACAUGAUACUUAAAUAGAAAACUAAUAACUAAAACACACGACUAACUAACUAACUAACUAACUAACUAGAAAAACAAUUAAAAGAACGAGCUAACUGUGACUCUAACUAAGGAAACACAAUCCGCCUCCUACAAGGUAACUCAUUCGCAGUUAGGCCUUCCCAACCCGAAAUUGUUCGGGGAUUGCUAUUCGUCGCCCUAACUCUUUAUUUGCCGCCCUAACAUUCAUUAAAAUGACUUAAAUAUCCUUAGCCCAUAUCAUGACAGGAAGCGAGCUAAUUGCCCAAAGGUAAACACGAAAACUAAUGCAUAAUAAAGCAUACUGGCCAUUCUUCAUGCACAAUUAUAUAUGCUUUAAUUUCAUUAGUGAUUCUGGUUUCCAUACGGAAUCAACUGAGGAAGCAGGCAUCGAUGGUAAUUAGUAGUGGGAAUCCUUAUCUGAAAAUGCAAUGCAGAAGCAGAAAUGAAUCCUGUUUUGGAAGCCAUGCAGAAGCAGAAAAUGGUCGGCGACCUGCCUAUGAGCUCUCCGGCGAGGUGGGGGAAUGGGAGCGGCGGCGGAUUGGGAGAACGGCAGCAGUGGUCGUACGAGGAGUGGCGGCGGGUUGGGGGAACGACAACAGUGGUCCAAGUUAGGGAUUACCGAUUGAAUUUGGGUAAAAGGAUAUAAUUGUCAAUAUAGUAUGAUUUAGUGCGAAAUAAUUUAAAUUUUAGGGCGACAAAUAGCAAUUCAGAAUUGUCCUCCAAAAUAUUGCCACAAUGGUUCUUAAUCUUCUUGCCAAUUCCCUCCUUGAGUCUACCUUCAACGAACUUGACAAUUGCAUCUAGAACCUUCACUUCACAAGCCAUCAAAUGAACUAACUUGUGCUUGAAGUGAACAAGCUCAAAAUGAAUUAAUGAACAUGGCUCUUGAUCUCUUCUCCACAAUGCACAUUGCCAACGGAUUUGCAUCGGUCCCUCUUCGUUAGAGAAGGUUUGUCCUCAAAACAAGUGAAAAACAAGAGAAUACACUUCCAAUUUCGAACUCAACUAAGACAUCAAUUGUCAUAACUGGACAGCCCAUUAGUACGAAAUUGUCCGCUUUGGGCCAAGCCCGCAUGGUUUUACUUUUGAGUGUCCUCCUCAAAAGGUCUCGUACUAAUGAGAUUGGCGGACACUAAUAUACAAGGGUUUCUUCCCUUGUAUAACCGAUGUGGUACUUAGAUUGUCCCAUAACAAUCCUCCCCUCAAGCCAAGGAGGCAAGGACCACGAACAUCGUGUCCUCACCUCAGCGAUUAUCUUGAUCCGCCAGACACCUUGUAUCGAUGGGCUUCUCGGUACAAGGAUUUUCCCAGUCGCGGAAGUAUCUUUGAUCCGCCAAACAGACGUGGAUCUCUCCUAGAUCCACCAGAAAGAAGCAGACCUCCCUUGAUCCGCCAAACCAGAUGUAGCCCAAACGUGGAUCUCUCGUGGAUCCACCAAACAGACGCGAAUCACCUUUGACCCGCCAGACAAACGCAAAUCUCAAAUCCCGAGGCUACCGAACGAGGGUCCACCGAACAGACGUCCACCGGCCCGGAUCUGCUGAACCAAGCUCUGAUGCCACUUGUCAUACCUGGGCAGCCCAUUAGUACGAUAUUGUCCGCUUUGGGCCAAGCCCGCACGGUUUUACUCUUGGGUGUCCUCCCCAAAAGGCCUCAUACUAAUGAGCUUGGUGGACACUAAUAUACAAGGGUUCCUUCCCUUGUAUAACCGAUGUGGUACUUGGAUUGUCCCAUAACAAUUUUUCCGAUGUGGUACUUGGAUUGUGCCCUGACAUCAAUCUUGUGAACCAAGCAAUUCACCCAAGCAAGCUUCCACACUCUUGUUUGCUUCUGUUACGCAACUUCCUUAAGCAAUCUUUUCCAGCCUGACUUCUAUACAAAAUUACCAACAAAAUCAACAUCCAGAACAUACGAUCAAACUGUAAUUCCCAAGGAAUCAAGAGCUCAAACAACCGAUUAAACAUGCAGUCCAAAUCAUGAGUUUCAAAACUCAAAUCAACAUGAAUGUUUCCGUGAAACCUCCCGCCGGGUUUCCAUACAUAAUUGGCUGCUCCAGAUUCAUCCAAACUUGCAGAAUCACCAUCCUACAUGCUCUCCAUCAUUGUACGCAAACAACAUCUUGUUUUCUUAACGAGAAAGUGGUUCACACCGACUACAACAUUCCCACUCGACGACCAAGUAGAACGGACGACAUGGUGUAGCAUAGGGCAAGCAAGCAAUACAAUAUAUCGAACCACGGGGAUCUAGGCUUACCCUAGUUUAGGUUUAGGUUUCAUUAUCUAGCCAACCUAGAGUAGUGAUUAGAAAAACUAAACCAACUAUACUACCCUAGUUAAUUACAAGUUUGGGAGCUUUCUUGGGUUGAAUCCCCUAGUUUUGUCCUUUAGAACGAUGUUGAGUACUAUUCCAGCUUAAUCGACUCACUACCCUACCGUUAGGAGAUAGGCUCGUUCGGGAAUGACCCGAGACGGCGAUGUGAUGGAUGGGUAAGUCCUUUAUUCAAUAUAGGGAUUCAUAUAUUGCUAGGAGACAGAUGGAAUCAACUCUCUCGAGGAUUACCCGGACAAUAUACGAUAGGAUGACCC